This is a messenger RNA of Synchiropus splendidus (mandarinfish), 6831 nucleotides long. It is a transcript of the gene mphosph8, whose product is annotated as M-phase phosphoprotein 8. The transcript is spliced from 9 exons. NCBI's taxonomy places the organism in Eukaryota, Metazoa, Chordata, Actinopteri, Syngnathiformes, Callionymidae. Bases 106 to 5370 code for a protein of 1754 amino acids. The record is from RefSeq and is a predicted model, not a curated record. Gene Ontology annotation, cellular component: cilium; nucleus; cytoplasm. Gene Ontology annotation, molecular function: protein binding.
GUUACUCCGCGAACGUUUGCGUUCUUCCCGGCCAGGUGCGCCUGCGUCGUGCUGCCACUAUUUGGCCUCUGUUUGUGUGUACAUUUUGAGCCUACUACCGCGGUCAUGGCGACCGAAACUAAGCCCGAACCCGGGGAAAGCGAAGAGGAAGACGUAUACGAAGUGGAGAGGAUCAUUGACAUGCGGGAUGAGGAGGGCGAGGUACUUUACAGAGUACGUUGGAAGAAUUACUGCUCAGAUGAUGACACUUGGGAGCCAGAAGCCCAUCUGGAAGACUGUCAUGAGGUCCUGCUGGCAUUCAAAAAGACCAUGUCUGAGCUUAAAGCCAAGAAGGAAGAAGACAAACCAGCAGAAGCUGUGCCAGUGAAACCAGCAGUGAAGAUCGAAGCAUUUGAUGCAGACUCUGAGAGCGACAGUGACAAAGAUCGGCCAACAGAAGCACCGGUGAAAAAAACGAAAAAGAAAAAGCAUAAGGAGCAAGAAAUAGCCCAACUUCCUAAGGAAAAGGAGAAGAAAAAGAAGAAGGACAAGGUAAAGGAAGACAUAAAGCCUCUCCCUGCACCAGAGACAGAUGACGAUGAGCUAAAACCUCUUACUCCACCGUCGCCCCCAAAAGAGAAGCCAAGAGUAUUAUCCAAAAAACAUGUCAUUGACUCUGAGGAAGAAGAUGAUGUGACUGUUCCCCCUAAAAGGCAUAAGAAAGAGAAGGAGAAAGAUAGUGGGAAGCCCAAAAAGGAAAAGAAAGUGGAGAGAAAGAAAAAGAAAGAAAAGAAGGAAAGGAAGCCAGAAAGUUCAGAAGAGGAGGUCACUGCUCCGCUAGAGGAGGAUUUGAGUGACACUCCUUCGGAAUCACCAGUGGAUGAAACCCCUUCAGUAGAGGCAGUCACAAAGUCAGCUGAUAAGUCGCCCUAUGACGACAAGUCUAAGCUUAAAAGGGGAAAGUGGGAGGUUAAGCUGCAUGGCCUGAAAGAUCUCACACAGGAGAAAAAGGUAAAGCGAGCGGACAGCCAGCAAAAGGAGUCAAGUCUACUCAAACUUAAGAGCCUGACUUCGAAAGCAAAAGAAGCAACCCCACACUCAUCUGACUCCAGUGAUAGCACCACACUUUUUAAAAAAAACAAGAGCAAAGCUGCCGAGAGCUCGCCAGCCUCAUCUAAAGCGCCCACAUCGUCGACGUCGUCUUCUCCAUCAUCCACGGGAGUGACACCGUCCAGCAACAAGGCCAAAGAGGAGGCAGUGGCUAAAGAGGAUGCAUCAGCUGCGAAAGAUAAAGGCAGCUCCCCCAACCUGUUUGAGAAGUUCCUGUUGAAUUGUGAGGCCAAAGACAGAGCCCCCCGCAGGCCACCAGUGCACCAGCCCAUCGCAGAGAAGAGCAGCAGCAGCAGCAGCAGCAGCAGCAGCAAGCCAACUAAGGUAAUUGGAAAGACUGAGAAGGUUCAGAAACCAACCAAAGAAUCUCCGGUUCACAAGCCAGAGCCUGAGAAGACAAAACAUGAAGUUACACCAAAAGCGAGCCAAAGUCAUGGCUUCUCAUUAGACAGUGAUGACAUGGAAACACAGGAAUCUACAUCGAAGAUGAGACCUGGAGAGGAUUUUGCGGAGCGCAAGGAGGAACCUCGACGACUCAGUUCAGAGAGGAGAAUGCCAGCGGAUGAAAAGAAGAAGCGGCGGGAAGGACCUUUCAUGGCUAGUGAAGACAAUCAAGACAUUCAUGACCCCCUUGAGAGUAUUGAUAAAUCAGAUAAAGGCCCAUCUACACUCAAUCUUGGAAUGGAUCUCAACCUCGACUGGAUGUCCCUUGAUGAUUUCCAGAAACAUCUAAAUGGAGAGGAUGAGCUCCUCUCAGGUCCACCAUUAUCGCCGAGUGAGUUGCGUGAUGCGGUGAAAAGUGGAGACUACAUGGCUGUAAAGCUGGCCCUGAAUUCGAGGACAGAAUAUAACCUUGAUCAAGAGGUGUGUACAUUUGGAGGGAGUUGCUUGGUCCCAUCUAACCUUGAUAAGGCUGCAGCUAAUGCCUCUGGUUCUGAGAAUGAAAAAGAUAUCGGCAAACUGAAGAACAUAUCGGUUCCUGCAAUUGAACCAACUCAGGAAAAUGCCUGCAGAGCUGCAACCGAUUCACAUGCUUCCGAAAUUCCAGAUUUUAAUAAUUUUGAAAAGCAAGAUGGACUGACGCAACCACAAGAAGGAGGAAGUGCUUGUUUUUCAAAUAACCCUAAUUCAAGCAGCGAAGGAAUGCAAAAGCCAAGUGAAGCUUUACCAGCAAUGGAUGCUUGCAAGCCUGACCAAAGCCCAUCGUCAGAGGGAAGCGACUCAAAUAAAGUUGCAGGAGAUGUGAUUCAAACUCAAUUAGAUGGCACGUCUAAGGCCGCCGCUGAAGGUCUUGCUAAACCAGAGCACAAAAAGAGAAUGACUGAAAGGAGGGAGCCUGUAAGAUCAAGUGAAAGAACUUGUAAAAAAGUACUACCUAGUGCAGAGAUCCUAAUGGAAGAAUGGCUGGAAGAAAAACCAACCCACGCUAAGCACUUUUGUAUUUAUUGCAGAUUGGCAGUCUCCCACAUUUCAAAACAUUUAGAAAAGAAGCAUGCAGAAGAAACUGAUGUUGCACACGCAAUACACUUCCCCAAAGGUUCCAAGGUCAGACAGACGCUGCUUGACCAAAUCUGUAAAAAAGGAGAUUAUGAAUAUGGUCACUUUCUCAAGAAGGGACGUUGGGACACGGUGUCCUCCAGACAAUCAUAUGUAGGAGCGUCUAAUCGUGACUUUCUUCCGUGCCAGCAUUGCUUUACAUUUCAUCGAAAUGCUGACUUGUGGAGUCACGAGCAAUCAUGCAAGUCCAGGACAGAAGCUGUGCCUCCGUCAGACAAAGCUUCCGGCUCUGGAUCCAGUUCCUUGUCAGAGUUCCUAACUGACAGCUGUAGAGAAAUUAUCCAUGUAAUGCACCAAGAUGAACUGUGUCAGCAUAUCAAAAAUGACCCUCUUAUUUGUAAAUUUGGCAGUGCACAGUCAGUUAAGUGUGAUCAUAACAAGUCCCAGUUUCCCCAUAUCGCCCAAACGAUGAGAGAUUUGGCUCGAUUCAUGCUUGCUGUUAAUCAUGUUGACCAAAGUGUGCAGUAUUUGCAUGAGAUCUGCUUGCAGUCUAAAUUUGAUUUGGCUGUUGAAGGAGCCAAAAGGGCCUGUGCAUUUGCUCCUUCUGAUGCACUUAAAACACCCCCCUUCAUCACAACACUGGGCCACUCAUUAAAAAGAGCUGCAGAAAUAGCGUUUGGAGAAAGUCGAAUGACAGAAGACAGUGAAACAGAGAAUGAAGUAAAAGGGUUCAUUCAGCUCCUUGAUACUAAAUGGGAUGAAUGUUUUGCUCCAAGUGUGGGGGCGUCUCCAUCAACUGACGAAGUGGAGAAGUUCAAUGAGGAUGAGUCAACUGUAACUGAGGACUUGAUGAAACUCCACAGAUUUAUCAGUGCUGAAGAGAACGGAGCGAGACUUGAGCUCAGGGAAAGACCAAGCACAUCGAUAUGGAAGAGAUUGAGCGAAGCCACUCUUGCAGAUGUCUGCCUCUUCAACAGAGGACGUGUGGGAAAUAUUGGCCGAAUGCUCCUGCAUACUUACGCUCACAAGAGGAAUACAGGAACAUGUCUGCUGACCGCAGAUCAAAUUCGGAAAAAUACUAAACUGGAGCUUGAGCUCUGUGGGGGUUUUACCCGUUUGGAAUUGGAAGGUCAGUAUGGACGAAACGUGACGGUGCUGCUGACCGAAAAGAUGGUGUUCUUAAUUGAUUUGCUCAUAAAUUAUCGAGAGGAUGCAAGUGUGUCCAAAAGCAACACCUAUCUAUUUGCACGAACUGAAGGGCCUUCCUUUAUCAGAGGAUUGGAUUGUAUCAGAAAGACUGCCGUGGAGUCUGGUGUGAAAAACCCUGAAGCACUUUUGUCUCCGUCUUUAAGGGAGCAAAUCGCCUGCUGCUGGCAGCUAUUGAGUCUCCGUGAGUCUGAAUUAGAUCAGAUAGGCAAACUGCUUGGAAGAAGUGGUGAAGACUUCUUUAGGCUGACCGAUAAUCCAUCACAGGUGGAGCAAGUGAGCAAAGAGCUGCUUCAAAUGGACCGCACUCUACCACAAUUUUCUGGCACUUUGAAAGAUGGUACUGUGCUUAAGACACCUGUUAAGAGAAGACCCUGGAGCGAAAGGGAACAGGCAGCAGUGAAGCGAUACUUGUGUGAUUUUAUCACCAAGAUGAAGGUUCCUGGAAAGAAGGAGUGUAAUGCCUGUAUUGCAGGAGAACCAGAUCUUGUUGGAAGAACCUGGACAGACGUAAAAAACUUUGUUCACAACACACUUCAGACGAUGCGCAGAAGGAAUAAGCAGGGCAAAAGUGAGGAAAGCGUCCGUAAUUUGCGUACCAAUGUCAAAGAUGAUCAAGUACAGACCAAAUGGAGUAUGGAAAAUAAAAAUGUUGGCACUGAAGAAGCCCUUCAGGAUAAUCCUUACAUGCCAAUAGGCUCGUCCUCGCAGUACUCGCAGGAGAUGUCUUUGGGUUUCACAGCAAUGUGCUCAACCAAUAUGGGCAUGAUCCAGUCUCACCCACCUCUGACUGCCUCUUUUACACCCUUAAAUGUGACUGAUACGCAAGUUGUUCCCACGUACUCCCCACUCAACACCACAAAUGCAGUUAUGUCACUACCUUGUUCAUUGGAAAGCAAUAAUCUGCCAAUGACUGCAUCCCAUACCCUGAACGCCACAAACAUACACCCUCCGCCGAGUACUGAGAACUCUGUGUUUUCCAGUUACAACCCCUCAAACAUUCCUAACACCACAAUGGUUCCGGCAUAUGAGCCUUUGAGUUCCCAGACCUCUACUUUUUCUUCCCGGCCCAAUCAUCAUUCUGUCGUUCAUUGCUCAUUGACGCCUCUUCACCCUCCGAGAACAGACACUGUUCCUUCAACACAGCACAGUACAUCAGCAGCACAGGUAGUCCCAAUUGUACCUGGAUCAAGUGGCUCGGAUAUAUUGCCACCGACCCCAGAAAAUUCAUGUGCGUUCACCCCCCAAAAGGUUGCUCCGGUUUUGAAGCCUCAGAAGAGACACAAACGAUUGUGGAGCAUGGACGAACAGGUAGCCGUGAGGCGGCAGUUUGGAGACUUCUGCAAAUUGGCCAAAAUUCCUGGCAAAAAAGAGUGUGAUGCCUGUUUAGCAGCUGAACCUGCUUUGAGUAGCAGAACCUGGAGGGAAGUCAAAUAUUUUGUCCAUAAUUCAAUUCAGUCAAUGAGGAGAAGAGGUGUUGCUGUCGCCUCGAUUCAAGUGGAGAGUCAAAGUCCACAAACAGUUUGUCCCACUAUAGUGGCGACAGAUUGCGACGGGCCUGUUUACCUGUCCCUUUGAAUGGCAUAUUUAACAACCCUAAAGUACCCUUCCAGAACACUUUCUGAUACAAUUGACAGUUCUAGUGAGUUUGUGAAAGGCAUGCUGUCCAAAGUGCUGUAGCUAAAUCUUGGUUUUAUCUAUUUGGAAUUUGUAUUUUCCAAUUUUGAUUGCUAAAAAUACAUUGAAUCUUAACGUCACUUGGUGUAUUUUAUUUUAUUCAUUUCUUAAAUCAGUUAACUGUCUCACAUUGUGACAUUGGACCUUUAUUUUUGUCAUUUUUAUCAGUUUCGGAGGCAAGGAGUUUCGAUUAAUCCUGGCUUAAACUGGCUUAGAGUUUUUCUGUCUGGCCUUGUCACUUAACAGACAGUCUGUUGUCCUUCUUGUCACUGUGCAGUACAUGCACCUGUUACACUUUGCUUCCACACAAAAAAGUACUGCGUUGUUUUUGAAAAAUGUGUGGCCUUAGUAGUAUUGCAUGACAAACUUGUACUUGUAGGUGCGUCUGUGCCUCACCUUUGUUUCAGAAUCAAACAGAGGUGUUUACUGGUCCUGAUGUCACUGUGACUGUGGGUUAAUGGCUGUUUUAUUUAAUCCAGAUUAGCAUCCUGCCCUCAGUUCACUGCAGAUGUUAUGACCGAAAUGGUGUGGUUGUACUCAUAACAGCAAAUAAUUUCCUAUUCUCCUGUUUGAUAGAUGUUUCAAUAGAUGCCUGGACCAAGUGUGUCUUUCUGUAAUGUACUUUGUUCUUGUGCUCAACAGCCUUGAGUGUCUGCUGCAGUUGUUGCAGACAUCUGUAUUUGUUUUUUUCUGUUCAAUAGUUGAUGGUGAGUUGAAUCAUAUUUUUAUAUACAUGCACAGCACCGUUGUGUAAAUAUGUGACUAGACUUAUUCAGAUAUUGACUGAAGCAUUGCCAUGUCCGUGAAGUGGAUGUUUGUCCGAGCUGACCCAGUCAGGGACGCCUUAAUUCAGUCGCAUAGAUCUAGUUUCAACGGCAGGUGGCUCUAAUAAAUAGUAAAAAAGGUCAGUGCAAUGCUUAUAACUAUUACACCUUGUUUGAUGUGGCAAACUUAGUAUUAAGAUGAUUGUGUCAGUCUGUAACUGAAACACUGUUAUAAUUCAGUCGAAUUUCAUUUAUGUUGUAAUGGAACUGCUGCUACGUAUUCAGUUUGGAUGCUUUCUGACUUUAUCGCCUAAACUGCCUGCAUAAAGGAUCUUCACAACUUUCUACAACUGUAUCAACCUAAUAACCUGGUCUUGUACAAUAAAAAAAAAAUCCACUGUUGUGUGUUGUGAAGACUUAAAGGUCUGUUAUUCCACUGUUGUGUUUAAUGUGUUUGAAGAAGCUUCACAUGUAAUGCCUGUAAAUGCUUUCAGUCAUAGUCUAUGCAGCAAGUUUGGCUGUUGCUUUCAUGUUUUUCCAGUGAAACUGGUUAAAUCAAAUGUGACCUGCUUAGUGAUUUGGUGAAAUGCACUUUGUU